This is a messenger RNA of Microbotryum saponariae, 3273 nucleotides long. The record is from the annotation of a GenBank genome assembly. Lineage: Eukaryota; Fungi; Basidiomycota; Microbotryomycetes; Microbotryales; Microbotryaceae.
AUGCCGGAUCCGCCCGGCGCCGAUGCGCCCCCGCCCGAGGACCUAUUGGGUGGUAAUGGCGCGAGUGAUUCAUCACUCAACACGCAAACGCGUGAAGCGGUCACUGGAGGAACCGCGAAUCCUCCAGCUUGGUCGCCCGAGGCAACUCAGGUCCGGUUGGACCAUGAGAAGCUGAUGAAGAAGACCUUCCAAGUGCUCGGAUUGUUCCCUCCAGCAAGUCGACCCGCCGACUGAUGGUCCUGAUGCACGACGCCUCGACCCCGCCUUCGCAGCGCCAGCGCUCGCACGAGCCGCCCAAAGAGCGGUGCGAAACGACGCAGCCCCGGCCUCCAAUGUGAUUCGAGUCAUUAUGGAUGGUCCUGGAUCACCCAGAGGUCCUGUACAGACCGCGCUGCGCAAGCACUUUGGAUUGGCCGAGACGCCGUUCAUGUUCGCGCGGCCCGAGGGCGUCGUGCUUGACCCCGAGGUCGAGAAGCUUUUCUCGAAAUGCGUGAAGCUGAACCCGAUUGUGACGAAAGCCACGAAGAGGUUCCCGAUCGCUCGUCACAUGUACGAGCUUGUAUUCGAAUCCGAGCAAGCUUGUCUUGAAGCCGCUUCAGUGGGCCCAUUCCCCUACCACGGCAAGGAGAUGGUUACCGAGCUCCCCAGCGCCUCUCCCUUAACCACGUCGUGCAGGUGCGAUUCACCUUGCCCUCCUCCUCCAGCGCGAUCCCCGCUUCCGUGCUCCGAAAAUCUCUCGAUGAUGCUAUCACCCUUUCGUUCGGCCGCGCAGGUCGCACGCAAGGUUAUACCCUGAUGCAAUUACAGCGGGGCCUCGCGGUCGAUCCGAAUGGCGAUCCGAUGGCCAUGACCGAAGACGGGUUCCACUGCGCGUACCUUCGCUUACAUGCUGAUCUUUUCCAAGGCUCCAUCGAGACGCAGAAGGGUGCGCUCAACGCCGCUUUGCCACAAGAGAUCGAGAUCCUGGGCGCCAAGUACGGCUUGCGACACGAAUUCGAGACGCACUACUGCGCGGUGUGCGAUCGCGCCGGACACCAGUGGGGCGCUUGCAGGAAGCCGGUUUCGACUCCGGCCACCGCCGCCCCUGUUCCGGGGGCCUCGACCUCGACUUCGACUUCGACCACCGGCUUCCGAGUUGCUGGAAAGAAUGGGAAGCACGGUGGGCCUGCCGCAUUGAACUCUCGUGUCUCUGGCGCGAACAUGAUCCAGCUGGGACCUCGUGCUAACCCCGCAGGUGCAGUAACCGCCAACAAGGACGACGCGAACGACGGCGACGACGAGUCGGUCGUUCGACCGAACCGGAGGGCGGUGACACUGGGGAAGAGACGUCGACGCGUGCGACCCUGGGCUCAACAAAGGAGACGCAGACGACGACGGGCGGCGCCCGUUUCGACCCCGACCUCUCCUUCGCCUUUGUCCGGUGGCACGUCGGGAUCAUCGGCAACCUCGACAACCUCGAUAGCUCGACGAGUCCUCGACGCCUUCAUUCGAGCUCGGCACCCGGCAACCGACGUGUCACCCGGGCGGGAUCCGCCAUGAUCCUCGGUGCAUCAGGGGUGAUGGCUCAGGGGGCAACAGUUCAGGGGGUCACAGGUCCGAGGUGACCGAAUUCGAGGGGGGCGGCGCUGAACUGAUUUAAUCAUGAUUGAGUCACUCACCGUGUUUGACGUUCAACGUCCGAUCGAUGAAGAACGCAGUCAACCAAGUCAAAAUCAUCCGUUAUCUCAAAACCCUUCGGCCGCCCCUGCGGCCAUCCUCCUGCAAGAGCACCACCUCAGCUACAACGCGUCGCGCGAAGGCUUCGAGAGUGCUUGGCCGGGGCUUGUAUUCGUUUCACUCCUCAUGUCCUUACCCUCAUACCCGAUGGCUCACCUUUGCGGGCCAUCUCCUUUCCUCUACCCGGUCGUCUUUGCAGGAGCUCCUCGUUUCGACGGUCGGAUUCUGCGCUCGGUGUUUCGUCUUGAGGAGCUCGAUGUCGAGAUCAUCAACAUGUACGCGCCGGUGCAGGAGGACGAUCGUCGCGACUUUUUCGGGCUUCUGCACUUCAACGCCCCGAGACCCAAGAUUCUUCGGAUCUUGGCCGGCGAUCUCAACGAUUGUCCGGAUGUAUCGGUCGACCGAGUGUCCAUCACCGAUCGCGCUUGGACUCCUGUAUCGCACUGGCAGACCUUGCUGUCAAAGAUCGCGUUCAAGGCACUCGACACGGUCCGACAUGUCCAUCCUUGCACCCCUGCAUUCACUCGUCCUCACUACCGUGGUAGAGGGGAAGAGCGAAAGAUUUGCUCGUGGUCGCGGAUCGACUGUAUUCUUGUCCAAUGCAGUUGGGCGAACCGGUUGUUGAGCGCUUCUACGCUCUUCGAUGCGCCCUGUUCGGACCACAGACCUGUAGUUGCGACUUUCGCUUUGCCUACAUCGAACGCUGAUGCCGAACCCCCCUUUCUCUUCCCUCCACGAGCGAUUUCAUUUCGAGGCUCAACCCAUGGUCUUUGACGAUCAAGACUUGUCGCAUCGAUUCCCGGGUCGUCGACGAGGUCUAUCGAAGGCUCGAGGGGACCGCUCCGCUCGGCGACAUCUAUGACGCCGCUCUGCGGGCGGUUGCAGUCGCUGGCCAUGCACGAUACCGCUCGACUCGUGCGACAUGCGCCGACUGCGGGGCCGAGAGCCAAUCCGUCAUGGAGGCUUUGGAGGCACGCGGUGAGCACAUGAAUGAGGCCGAGCGCGAUGCGUAUGCUCAUGCCAAGUCGCGGUUGGACCAGUUGGCGGUAAAGGAGGCUCAGUGGCUGCGCAUUCGUGCGCAUGUGCCGUCAGUCGACUCGAGGGAAGGUCAAUCGGCAAGCAUUCGCACGCGCCUCAACCGCCGGAGUCGCCAGACGAGCAUCGUCUCGCUGGAGGAUGUGGAUGGCACCGAGACCGUUGACAUGCAGGAGCGCUGGGUAUUGCUUCACGGCACGCGCAGUCGCUCUUCACGCCGGACCCAGCUCGUGGCGACCCGACGAACGCACGCCGGUCCCUGCUCGACCUAUUCGCGCAGCGAAAUGCUACGAUGACGACCGCUCGGACCCUACGUUCGGUCGUCCGGCUGCCUCGUCAAGCGAGAGUGGCGCUUGACGAGCCCUUCACCCUCCUCGAGGUUGAAGCGGCGUUGAAGAAGACGGAUUCGGGGCGAUCACGGGGCCCUCGGGCAUUCCGUACGAGCUCUUCAAGGCGCUGCCAACCUACUUUGCUCCCAAGCUGUUGGACUUGUUCAACUCGAUUUGGGAGGCGGCAAAAUGA